AGUUCCUGGCCUGAGGAAGGGAGGCUCAGUGCCCAAGGAUGUGACCCGGCGUGAGGCCCGGGGAAAGAACAGCGCAGCAACCCCGCAGUAUCCUAGGCGACAGGGUGUGGGCGGGAGGGUGGGGAGUCAAAGGCGGAGUCACGGGCUCCGCCCUCUUUCUCCAGCUUGGCGCGAGCACAGGCUCCGCGUGGUUCUCACAACUAGCAGCUCGGCUCAGUGAGACCCUGUGCCCCAGAGGCUGCUCCUGGCUGGGGUGGCGCUGCAGGGGAACCGCGAGCUCUCAGGGGUCGGCGGUUGACUUCUUUCCGGAAGAAAGCGAGAAACUUGCUCUGCGGGGUGAACUGGACUCUCCAACUCCGGACGAUCAGCCCAGGACUGAGAGUCCCGAAGUCCCCAACCACAAGUGAGCGGCCCCAGAAGGACAAGUCUAGGUCGCUGUCCAGAGCGCCAUGGCCGCGCCCGCCCUUCGUUUGUGCCACAUCGCCUUCCACGUGCCCGCGGGGCAGCCCCUCGCCCGGGACCUGCAGCACCUCUUCGGCUUCCAGCCCCUGGCUUCGCGGGAGGUGGACGGCUGGCGGCAGCUGGCCUUGCGCAGCGGCGACGCUGUCUUUUUGGUGAACGAGGGCCCAGGGUCUGGAGAGCCGCUGUAUGGGCUGGACCCGCAUCACGCCGUCCCCAGCGCCACGAACCUGUGCUUCGACGUGGCGGACGUCGGCGCUGCAUUCCGGGAACUGGCAGCGCUGGGCUGCAGCGUGCCUGUCCCUCCCGUUCGCGUGCGGGACACGCAGGGUGCCGCCACUUACGCUGUGGUCAGCUCGCCCGCCGGCAACAUCAGCCUGACCUUGCUGGAGCGCGCCGGCUACCGCGGACCCUUCCUGCCCGGCUUCAGGCCCGUGCCCUCUGCGCCUGGCCCUGGGUGGGUCAGCCGCGUGGACCACCUGACUUUGGCCUGCACCGCCGGCAGCUCCCCCACACUUUUGCGCUGGUUCCACAACUGCCUGGGCUUUUGCCACUUGCCGCUGAGCCCAGAUGAGGAUCCCGAGCUGGGCCUGGAAAUAACAGCAGGGUUUGGGCUUGGGGGACUGAGGCUUACAGCCCUGCAGGCCCAGCCGGGCAGCAUUGUCCCCACUCUCGUGCUGGCUGAGUCCCUGCCGGGGGCGACGACACGACAGGACCAGGUGGAGCAGUUCCUGGCCCAGCACAAGGGGCCAGGCCUGCAGCACGUGGGGCUGUAUACGCCUAAUAUUGUGGAAGCCACUGAGCGGGUGGCAGCUGCUGGAGGCCAGUUCCUGGCUCCCCCUGGGGCAUACUACCAGCAGCCAGGAAAGGAGAGGCAAAUCCGAGCUGCAGGGCACGAGCCUCAUCUGCUUGCUAGACAGGGGAUCCUGCUAGAUGGUGAUGAAGGCAAGUUUCUGCUUCAGGUCUUCACCAAGUCCCUUUUCACUGAGGACACUUUCUUCCUGGAGCUGAUUCAGAGGCAGGGGGCCACUGGCUUUGGUCAGGGCAACAUCAGAGCUCUGUGGCAGUCUGUACAGGAGCAAGCUGCCAAGAGCCGGGAAGCCGAAGGAUGCCCAGAGCUGAGUGCAGCCACCUGACCUGCAGCUCUGGGGAGACCAGCAUAGAACUGAGGAACAUCUGCAGGAGGCCCAACUAGUGAAAGACUUUGCCUCCAGGGGGCAGGUGUGACUUCCAUCUCAUCGCGCCUGCCAGAAGCUGUGUCUCUCACUGGGCUCCAAAGAGGUGGGAUUUUUAAAAACUAAAACAUUUCUUAUAUAUAGUCUAUAAUAAAUAUGUAAGAUACAAAAAACAAUAAAAGAAUUACACACUAGGAAACAGAACAUAACCAAUACUUUUGAGUCCUCCUUGUGUUCCACUGUGAUUGUUUCCUCCCACCCACUCCACAAAUCCUGUCAUUAUUAGCCCUUUGCUUUUCUGUCGUUUCACUCCGUAUGUAACAUAACCCUAAAUAAAUGAUUUCAUAUUUGAAGUAGGAAUUUUUUUUUUGUUUGUUUGUUUGGUUUUUUGUUUUUUUUGAGACGGAGUCUC
Chlorocebus sabaeus (green monkey) is the source of this 2046-nucleotide messenger RNA. It is a transcript of the gene HPDL, whose product is annotated as 4-hydroxyphenylpyruvate dioxygenase like. NCBI's taxonomy places the organism in Eukaryota, Metazoa, Chordata, Mammalia, Primates, Cercopithecidae. Gene Ontology annotation, biological process: aromatic amino acid metabolic process. Gene Ontology annotation, molecular function: 4-hydroxyphenylpyruvate dioxygenase activity. The record is from RefSeq and is a predicted model, not a curated record.